Molecule: messenger RNA, 1753 nt
Organism: Wallemia mellicola CBS 633.66
Lineage: Eukaryota; Fungi; Basidiomycota; Wallemiomycetes; Wallemiales; Wallemiaceae
Product: Pkinase-domain-containing protein
Exons: 2
Coding region: 36-1580 (514 amino acids)
Biological process (GO): intracellular signal transduction; protein phosphorylation
Molecular function (GO): protein serine/threonine kinase activity; ATP binding
Source: RefSeq, a predicted model, not a curated record
UUCCCCCAACUUGAACUGUGACCAAGUAAAAAAUAAUGUCAAGCUAUCCACAGCAUGUACAGCAAGCCCAAUCGCUGAUACAUUCCACACUAGACGAUGGCCGUAUCAAGCUCAAGUUCGUCAAGACAAUAGGGACAGGUGCCUAUGGUACUGUACUACUCGCAGAGAGACUAGAUGAUUAUUACAGGCCAUUGGAUGAAUUCUAUGCGGUUAAGUGCCUACCUAAGUUUGGUUUAGAUGAACGCCAGAAGGCAUUCCAGAGGAGGGAAAUAGCACUCCAUGGUUUAGCAUGUUCACAUCCUCAAAUUGCUACAGUACAUGCUAUUAUCGACAGCCCUGCAACUAUUUUUGUUGUUCUCGAAUACGCACAAGACGGUGAUCUUUUCUCUAUGAUCACGGAGCGUUUCAAGUAUAUCGAUAACGACGAACUCAUUAAGCAUGUAUUUUUACAAAUCGUAGAUGCUGUGCAACAUUGCCACAGACUUGGUAUCUACCAUCGCGAUCUCAAACCUGAAAAUAUUCUCUGUACACAAGAUGGUGAUAGCGUUCUCUUAGCUGAUUUCGGAUUGGCUACAUCUGAUAGACGUUCUGGUGAUUUUGGCUGCGGUUCUAGCUUCUACAUGAGUCCAGAUUGUCAUGGUGCACUUACACAUCGUAAAGUACCUUACUGCACAAAGCGUAACGAUAUUUGGUCGCUUGGUGUUAUACUUGUCAAUCUUACAUGUGGUCGUAAUCCAUGGAAAGAGGCAAGUUUAACAGACGAAACAUUCUCAGCAUACCUUCGUGAACCGGAUUUCUUAAAAACUAUACUUCCAAUCUCUGAAGUUACAAACCAAAUACUAAAGAGAAUUUUCACCAUUGACCCACUCCAACGGUGCAGUCUUGAUGAAUUGAAGAAUAGAAUAUUACAAGUUGAGAGGUUCACCUUGACCCCAAUGCAAUUGAAGCAUGCACACAAAGCAGCAAGACAAGCCGCUGCCGCUACGGCUAAUGCCGCAGCUACAGCUAAUGCAACAAGACAACAAGAGUUACAACAGAAAGCACAAGCUGAGGCUGUAACAUCACCACCACCACCAAUCGCUAAAGAGGAAGGAUCACCAAAAAAGGAUAGAAUUCGAGUCAGGCAGAGGCUACACAAGAAUGAUAAGCUCCCACUGACGCCUCCCACUACACCACCAAAAGAAACUAAUAUACAUCAUUUGAGGAAAGUUGAAAGAAAGCCGAAUUUGAAAAAGGUAGUGAUUCCUGUUGAUUCAUCAGAUUCAUCCUGCGAUUCAAAUGACACUGGUAGCUCAUACACUAGUAAACACCCAGAGAGUUUAUUAACGCCAUUGUCAACACCACCUGCAUCACCAAAUGAUGCGAAGUUCAGUUCUCCAAAAUCAUCAACGUUCUCGAAAUUGACACAGAUAUUCAAGCCAUCAAAGUAUACAAGCCAACAUCAUAAUAAUAAUCAACAUCAACAUCAGGAUUUGCCAAUGACUUUGGAUAUUGAGUCAGAUUUCGACGAACACUCACACAUUGAAAGAGUUGGAUAUCCAUCUGCUCUUGCGAUUGACAUUCAUGGCAUGACAAAGUGAAAUUUCUACUUUUCAUAUACGUUUAAAUUUGGGAUUCAUUCGCUCAGGUUGAGUGAAAACAUCUACUUCGGGAUGAGUUGAUGUUUAACUUUAAAAAGCUCUCUUUAAAUUUCCAACAACCAAUAUAAUUUGAUAUUUUGUAUAAGUAAAUGCAAGCAAUUAUUUAAACAUUC